AGUUUAUGUUUUAUUUCACUCUCAAGAAUUAGCACUGCUGCUGGUAUCACAAUCCCACAUGAUCGCGAAACCAUAACUCGAUACACCCGAUAAUGCCGUCAGAAAUGCCCGAUAUGCAGAAGUUGCCCGGUAGGGGCGACAGCGACUGAUUUCGUUUGAACACAAGAACGGCAACACAGGCGUUGAUAGUAGAUAAUAGCUCACCUGAAGUGUUGUUUAAUACACGGGAAUGUCAAUAAAAGUCUUUUGGAAGCAAUAUUAGUAUUGCAUAUAUGUUAUUGUAGACAUUUAAUUAAAGUGUUUUUAUUUUCAGUGAAGAUGGUAAGGUCAAAAAUGUUGCAUUGCAGAUCCUUGUGAUGUUCGGCAGUCAACUAAUCAAAUGCGAGAUAUUUCUUGUAAUUACCAUGGUAACGACGCUUUCAUCAUUGCCAAAUUGCAACAUCUCGUAUCACAACACGUAAAGUGUGAGAAAAUGUAAACAUUUUCCAUAAAAUUUGAUAACUUUUUGCAACUUGAAAACAUGCAUAAAAUGUGUACAAAGUGGGUAAUAAGUUAGAAGAGUACAGAAGUGUAUAGCAGCGUGUUUGAAGAUCCGAAAUACUUAAAUAAUACACAAGAAUGCGUGUAUUAAGUAGAAUGUUGAUAAGUUGAUAAAAGUUUACGCGAAUAGAUCUCGUUACAAUUACGAGAUCGUAAGAUCAAAUGUGUAAGAUAUAUAUAUGUUAGAAACGCCCAAAAGUCUGAACAUUCAAACGGACAGGUUAUGAGCAAUACAUGUCAUUUUUAAGUCAUCGAUUUUUAAACAUCACUGCGUCUUCUGUAUAGUUUGUAAAGCUUUUUAACACUGCAACAAUGUCGUCUCACCCCAGUACAACUGAGGAAAUAAAAACGGUAGGAGACUUGCCGGUGGAGAAGAUUGACAAAACAGAAGAUUACCGCAUUUAUGCAGCAAUUUCUUAUUUUGUCAUUCUUAUUGUAAUUGGCUUACCAUUAUGGUGGAAGACUACAGAAGUUUAUCGAGUUCCUCUCCCAUACACAAGAAUCGCAGCCCUAAAUGAAAGUGAUUUUGUUUUAGUUACUAAUGUGACAAUUGCAUCUUUGGAUAUUGAUAGAGGAAAACAGCUAGCCAGUGAUUUGGAUAACUUCUUUAAGACUUCUAAGUUAUUUAAAGUUCAUUUUGUGGUCACACAAGUUCAGAAGCAAAUUCUUGCUUCUGCUCAAAGCAUUCAAUCUCUGGAAUUGAGUUCUGUCAGUCGCAGGCAGGCAGGAGAUAUUUUAUUACUGGAAGUUCCAGGACUACCGCGUUUCACUCCGAGCCAAGUACUGGUUGGCAGGCGAAGAAUUGUUUAUUUUGCCACUGAUACAAGUUCUGUGAAAUUAACAGAGGUUCUUCAGCAGUGGCUAUUCCAAGAAGAAACUCUACAACGAAUGAUCUCAUCCAUGGUCUCCCCAACAAAGUCAGAACUUGAUUUAGCUGGGCGGCGGCGGAUGCCCACAGCUUCAGCUUAUGAUGUCAUGGUUACUAUAGUGAAUCCUGAUCCAGAGAAAGUGCAGUUAAACUGGGAUUUGCAGGAAGCAAUUGAAAAUUUCCUGUCUCCGUUUCUGAGGAAUUUGGCUCCGCUUGCGGAUUAUAAUGUGAAGUCUCAGUGGCUGUACUUCGUGCCACUGCAAGUACAGCCCAAACUAGUGCCUGAACAACCUGGUAUGAGAAAACAUUUUGCACUUUCUGAAGAAUUAUUGCCUCAUAUAAUAACUCCCUUGGAGAAGAAACUUGGUGAGUUGUUCUUCAGAUUUACUAAAUACUUGCAACUAGUUAAA
Messenger RNA from Gryllus bimaculatus (two-spotted cricket), 1818 nucleotides. The record is from the annotation of a GenBank genome assembly. Lineage: Eukaryota; Metazoa; Arthropoda; Insecta; Orthoptera; Gryllidae.